CUCAUACGGCAUAAAAGAACACACACUGGAGGGAAACCUUAUAAAUGUAACCUAUGUGGUAAAGCCUUUUCACAAAACAGUCAUCUCAUAAGCCAUAAAAGAACACAUACUGGAGAGAAACCUUAUGAAUGUAACCAGUGUGGUAAAGCCUUUGCACAAAACAGUCAUCUCAUAAGACAUAAAAGAACACACACUGGAGAGAAACCUUAUGAAUGUAACCAGUGUGGUAAAGCCUUUGCACAAAACAGUACUCUCUUAAGCCAUAAAAGAACACACACUGGAGAGAAACCUUAUGAAUGUAACCAGUGUGGUAAAGCCUUUGCAGAAAACAGUCAUCUGGCAAGCCAUAAAAGAACACACACUGGAGAGAAACCUUAUGAAUAUAACCAGUGUGGUAAAGCCUUUGCAAAAAACAGUCAUCUCAUAAGCCAUAAAAGAACACACACUGGAGAGAAACCUUAUGAAUGUAACCAGUGUGGUAAAGCCUUUGCACAAAACAGUGCUCUCAUAAGCCAUAAAAGAACACACACUGGAGAGAAACCUUAUGAAUGUAACCAGUGUGGUAAAGCCUUUGCACAAAACAGUACUCUCUUAAGCCAUAAAAGAAGACACACUGGAGAGAAACCUUUUGAAUGUAACCAGUGUGGUAAAGCCUUUGUAGAAAAUAGUUAACUCAUACGGCAUAAAAGAACACAUACUGGAAAG
This is a messenger RNA of Meriones unguiculatus (Mongolian gerbil), 705 nucleotides long. RefSeq names its product zinc finger protein ZFP2-like. Gene Ontology annotation, cellular component: nucleus. Lineage: Eukaryota; Metazoa; Chordata; Mammalia; Rodentia; Muridae. The annotation marks the transcript as partial. Gene Ontology annotation, biological process: regulation of transcription by RNA polymerase II. The record is from RefSeq and is a predicted model, not a curated record. Gene Ontology annotation, molecular function: DNA-binding transcription factor activity, RNA polymerase II-specific; RNA polymerase II cis-regulatory region sequence-specific DNA binding. The transcript has a single exon.